AUGUCGACCAUUAGCAAGCAGAAGAACUUCAACACCAUGUACAAAUCCAAAGUAUCGCCUUCCCGCCGCCUCAAGAACCUCCUGAAGCCCCUCCUGGGACACGUCUUCAACCUCAAGAAGGAGCAGCAGCCCAAGAGGAGCUCCUACAUCGCCUCCGAGGAGAAGGAAUGCGAAUUCGAAUGGCUAAGCAAUGACAUGGAUAACAUGGCCAAUGAGCAUCUGGAGAAUCGUCUGCUCGACGAGAUCCGGCAGUGUGCCAAGGAGGAUGCCGUCAUCGUUUACAAUGAGAAUGGAUCCGGUGAACUCCAGCACAUGGACCAGGAGGACUACUAUGUUCCCGUUCACUUUGCUCGCACCAAUGCCGGCACCUUCUUCUGGACCUCCAUUCAACCCAAGUCCUGCGAACCCUACGCCAUCGAGUGGAACUUCCUGGAUCGCUGGGCCCAAGCUUGA
Molecule: messenger RNA, 453 nt
Organism: Drosophila serrata
Lineage: Eukaryota; Metazoa; Arthropoda; Insecta; Diptera; Drosophilidae
Gene: Ocho
Product: ocho
Biological process (GO): Notch signaling pathway; sensory organ development
Source: RefSeq, a predicted model, not a curated record